Molecule: messenger RNA, 2177 nt
Organism: Capra hircus (goat)
Lineage: Eukaryota; Metazoa; Chordata; Mammalia; Artiodactyla; Bovidae
Gene: ANKRD55
Product: ankyrin repeat domain 55
Exons: 11
Coding region: 82-1923 (613 amino acids)
Molecular function (GO): protein binding
Source: RefSeq, a predicted model, not a curated record
UGUAUCUGACUGCUGUGUUGACUGUAACGUGUGAGACGGUGUUUUCUCCUCUCUAGAGACCUGGAUUCAUUCUGAUGGUAGAUGAUGAGACAGGCAACCAUGGAUUUCAGUACUCCAUCUGUGUUUGAUCAACAAAAAGGUGAUUCAUCUGAAGAAGUUGAUCUGACCAUGGUUUAUCAGGCAGCAUCUAACGGAGAUGUCAGUGCUCUGACUGCUGUGAUUCGGGAAGACCCUUCCAUCCUAGAAUGCUGUGACCGUGAAGGAUGUACACCCUUAAUGCAUGCGGUUUCUGGACGUCAAGUGGACACAGUGAAGCUGCUGUUGAAGAUGGGAGCCAAUAUUAACACACAGGAUGCUUAUGGCCGCACGAGUCUCUGCCUGGCAACCUAUCUGGGAUGGCUGGAAGGCUGUGUGAGUCUACUCAGAAAUGGUGCCAAGCACAAUAUCCCAGAUAAAAAUGGCCGUCUGCCACUGCACGCUGCCACUGCUGAGCCUGAUGUGAGGCUCCUAACAGUCCUGGUGCAACAGUCAAACCUCAGCGAGAUUAAUCACCAGGACAAUGAGGGGAUGACAGCACUCCACUGGGCAGCUUUCCACAACCAGCCUCAACACACCCAAAUGCUGCUGAAGAAGGGGGCAGACCCUACCCUUGUGGAUAAAGACUUUAAAACAGCUCUCCACUGGGCAGUCCAGAGUGGAAAUAGAAUGCUGUGUUCCAUCAUUCUGAGCCAUCACCAGGGUCCGUCCAUAAUCAACUACGAUGAUGAGAGUGGCAAGACAUGCGUGCACAUCGCCGCAGCAGCGGGUUUCUGCGACAUCAUCAAUGAGCUGGCAAGAGUCCCUGAGUGCAACCUGCAGGCUCUGGAUGUGGACGACAGGACACCUCUGCACUGGGCUGCAGCUGCAGGGAAAGCAGACUGUGUGCAGUCACUGCUGGAGCUGGGAAUGGACAGCAACCUGCGAGACAUCAAUGAGAGCACGCCCCUGGCCUAUGCCCUGUACUGCGGCCACACCGACUGUGUCAAGCUCCUCUCCCAAGAGAGCAGAACAGAGCCUCCUAGACCCCUUCCUGCCCAGAACAGUAGACCCCAGAAAAAGGAGGGACGAUUCGGCAUGCUCAAUCAAAUCUUCUGCAAGAACAGAAAGGAAGAGCAGAGGGCCUAUCAGAAGGACCCCAGCAGGGACUGGCACAGGGGGGAGCACACCUCGGAAGUCGAUGACAUCAUCACCACCUUUGACAGCAACGUGGAUACCAACUGCCAAGAGCAGCCUGGUGAGCAGGUGGCUAUGGUUGAGUUUAAGAAGAGGACCUCAGAAAACUCAAAAUAUCACUUGUCAGAAAAGAAGCCUCUGGCCCGUAAAGGGCUUCCACCAAUCAGAACACAGAGCCUCCCACCCAUCACCCUGGGCCAUAAUUUCCUGACAGCCUCCCAGGGGGCCACUUCCCAUGCUGGCCUGAGCUCUGGUACUCAUCAUGCGGCUCAGAGAUCUCAGAAAAGCCGAAGUGAGCAAGAUUUGUUGAAUAACAGAACUGGCUGCCAGGCAUUGCUAGAUAACUCUUGGAAAGGUGAUUCUCACCCGGUGCUCUGUAAAGCCUGGACUAUGUCUUCAUCUGACAAGCUGCUAGACAGGUUGCUUACCAGCAGAUCUGGCCACCAGGAAGUAUCAGGGCCCCCACAUCUUCCUCAUCUACCUAAUCCUUCAUCAGGACAAAAUUUUCAGCAUCUCUCCCCAAACAGACCCAAAAUCAGAGAUCUUCCUUUUACUCGGAACAACCUAGCUCCCCUACCAGACCAAAAAUUUCUGUCUGGAGAACCUCUACGGACCAACCGAGUGCUUCCUGCUAUUCCAAGCCAGCGGGGACACAGUCCACCAGCCGAAGAGAGUGAAAACUCUGCCAGUUCCACCAGUGAUGCAAACUAGCUGUGGGUCACUGAUUGUGAAAAUAUAGACAAGAUCUAUUUUCAACUGUCAAAGAACAAGAUUACUCUAGUUCAUAAGAACAAAGACUGAUCUAGUAAAUUGCAUUCUAUAAGCCAUUCAUGGCUUUAUAACUCAAAGUUCUUUGUUCCACAUAAGCACUUAGAAUCUUUGAUUGUGUAUAUUUUGUAAGUCUGUGAGUUUCUGUGACCUCUACAAGCCAAAAUAAAAAGUCGCAGUAUGUUAUCAGCAGGGAA